AGUCUCACUAGCUACUCAAGAACUUUGAGACUCUCCCUUUGACAACCAAACAAUACCAAAAGAUGUCAAGUAACUCAAGCCCACUAGAAAUAGACACUUCAUUUUCACAUUCCAAUUUCUUCUUUUUCCAAGAUCAAUCACCAAUUUUACAAUGGGAUGAUGAUCUUUUCUUCAAUAAUCCAUUGUUUGAUGAUGAUCAAUCACCAAUACCAUAUAACUCAGAGAAAGAUGAAAAUCAUCAAAUAUUUGAAGAAUCCUCAGACAAUACAAUUAUAUCAAAAGGAAGCACUAGCCAUGGUCAAGAAUUAGAAGAGGUAACAUCCCAAGAAGAAAAAGAAAAAGAAAAAGAAAAAGAAAAAAAGCAUUAUAUAGGAGUUAGAAAAAGGCCAUGGGGUAAAUAUGCAGCAGAAAUAAGAGAUUCAACAAGAAAUGGAAUUAGGGUUUGGUUAGGAACAUUUGAUACAGCUGAAGAAGCUGCUUUAGCUUAUGAUCAAGCUGCAUUAUCAAUGAGAGGUCCGUGGUCUCUUCUUAAUUUUCCAUUGGAAAAAGUUAAGAAAUCACUUGAAAAAAUUGAGUAUUCUUGUAAAGAUGGAUUGUCUCCUGCUGCUGUUCUAAAAGCUACUCAUAAAACAAGGAGAGUGAAGCAUAAAAGAAGUAGUAGAAAGAAAAAGAAUAAAGAAAAUCAUAAUGUUCUUGUUUUUGAGGACUUGGGAGCUGAAUUAUUAGAAGAGCUUUUAAUGAGUUCGUCGUAACAUUCGUGUCGAAGGCAUUGGAUUCAGUUUGCCAGACGGAUGGAAAUUAGUUUGUAAUAACAUUCGUGUCGAAGUCACUGAGUUCAGUUUUCCUGAAAGAGGAAAAAAAAUUAUCUCCCAAUCGCUUUCAGUUGGUGUUUAUUGAUGAGUUAUUACUCGCUAUCUAACUGGAAAAAAUGAUUCAGAAAAUUCCGCCCAAAAAAAAAAUUACUGGAAGGAAGACUAUCAGAAUCUCACGAUCUACGAGUUUGUAAAACUUCCUCAGUUCCUCUUUUUUAUUUUGUUUUUAUUUCUGAAUUCUUGGUUUUUGAGGAAUUGGGAGUUUAGUUUUAAGAACUUUUGAUGGGUACAAUCUCAAAAAUAAUGUUUCGACUUGUUUGUGCAUAUAAAUUUGCCUUUUUUUAUAUUUAA
This is a messenger RNA of Nicotiana attenuata, 1163 nucleotides long. RefSeq names its product ethylene-responsive transcription factor 1B-like. The transcript has a single exon. The coding region runs from base 63 to 752 and encodes 229 amino acids. The record is from RefSeq and is a predicted model, not a curated record. Gene Ontology annotation, biological process: regulation of DNA-templated transcription; ethylene-activated signaling pathway. Gene Ontology annotation, molecular function: DNA binding; DNA-binding transcription factor activity. Lineage: Eukaryota; Viridiplantae; Streptophyta; Magnoliopsida; Solanales; Solanaceae.